UGAAAUUUGAAAAGAUGCAGCAUAUCUUAGAAAAGAUUACCAAAUAGGAAAAGUACGGUGACUAUACCCUGAGAAGAACAGAUGCUUUUUGUGAAAGUAUCUCUCACUUUAGUAAACCAGCAGGAAUCUGCAUGAAUAAAACACACCCAGUUGGCAAACAGGGAGAGCUAUUUGUUUAGCUGUAUGCAUAUAUGCUUAGCUAUACCAAGUAAGCUGCGGAAUUAGAAAACUGGGACCGCAUUAAUAGAUGCAGCUUCACUGCAAGACGUUCACUCCGAAAAAGAAGUCGUUCUGAUCGAAGGCCACAUGUUUGAUAUUUGGAAGCGGUAUUGAUUGAGUGCAGAGGAAAUGGGGCAGAAACCUUCGCAACAGUCGGCUCCCAAGGACAGCCAAGAGGUUGUCAGCGUCUGUGAGGUGUUCAGUGGAGCUAUCGUGCAUGCCGCUCAGAAAUUGGAGGAGUACCUUGGAUUUGAAGACCCUCUGAGCAAUCUGAGCCCAGCUCCAGACACUCUGAAUGAGAUCUUCUUAAUCCACUUCGUCACUUUCUGCCAAGAAAAGGGCGUUGAUGAGUGGCUCACCACCACCAAGAUGACCAAGCACCAAGCCUUCCUGUUUGGGGCCGACUGGAUUUGGACCUUUUGGGGAUCUGAUAAGCAAAUAAGGCUCCAGCUGGCGGUACAGACCCUGCGGAUGUCUUCUCUUCCUCCUGUAGAGUCUAAGCCUUGUGAGGCCUCCAAGCCAGAAUCCAGGGCAGAGUCUUCCCGGAAGAGUAGAUUUGAAAAGCUGGACGAAUUCUGUAGCCUGAUAGGAGAGGAUUGUCUGGGCCUGUUUCUCGUCUUCGGUGUGCCAGCAAAGCCUAAAGACAUCAGGGGAGUUGUCCUGGACAGUGUCAAAAGAGAGAUGGCCAGGGGCCGUCUGCCCGGAGGGAAGGCUGUGGCACAAUUUGUCCUGCAAACUAAAGACUGUGUCUCCGUUAGAGAGCUGCUUGGAAGCUGUCUGAGUAAGAAAGACGGGCUACGGGAGGUGGGCAAGGUUUAUAUUCGCAUCCUCUGAACUAGAUUUGUGUGAUGAGACUGGCCUGUGAGGUGAAAAGGAAAAGAUAUUUUCUUCUAAUAAGCAAGCCCUUCCACUUGCAUCAUCCCAGCAUGGAAUUCCCCCUCCCUCUCCCACAUUGAAUGAAAAUGAUCACCUGGACAAAACGUUUGAGUGUCAUGAUU
Molecule: messenger RNA, 1217 nt
Organism: Myotis lucifugus (little brown bat)
Lineage: Eukaryota; Metazoa; Chordata; Mammalia; Chiroptera; Vespertilionidae
Gene: REP15
Product: RAB15 effector protein
Exons: 1
Coding region: 349-1053 (234 amino acids)
Biological process (GO): receptor recycling
Source: RefSeq, a predicted model, not a curated record